AUGAGAACAGCCCACGACAAGGGCACACCCACCAUGACGGAAGGCUUCACCCGACUGGAGAAGGCCGAGGGCGUCUGGGUCUACAGGCAGGUUGACGAAAAGACAAAGGUCACCUUCCAGGAGACCUUUGCGAACCUCGACUCGGCCUCCCUUGUAGGUCAGUUUGCCCUCGGCCGGUUUCCAGGGAUGCCUGGAUGGGCAACGGGAACCGAUAUAGUCAUCGACAGGCCAUGGCACCAGACCACGGCCCCCCACAUCACCGUCUACAUGCGGUACAUCAAGCAAGAUGCCCACGCCGCUGUACAUGUCGCCACAGCGCAUAUCUAUGUGGACGGGUGGGAGGCCGUGGACUGGUUAGAUAAGAGGGAGCGCUAUGGCAAGAUGAACGGCACGACUACAUGGGCACUUUUUCCCGUAAAAGUUGGGCACAUGCCCCACCCUCGAUACACAAGGUGCCAAGCUUGCUAG
This is a messenger RNA of Plenodomus lingam JN3, 468 nucleotides long. The record is from RefSeq and is a predicted model, not a curated record. NCBI's taxonomy places the organism in Eukaryota, Fungi, Ascomycota, Dothideomycetes, Pleosporales, Leptosphaeriaceae.